CAGGACCUGGCAGCUUUAGCAUCAGCAGCACAAGCCAGUCAUCUGGACAGCUUACAGCAGCUGGACGUGGCCUACAAUGACACUGUACCUGAUGAAGCCUGGUCCUUAUUAUUUGAGAGUGUCCCUGCUCUGAAGAACAUAGCUGAACUAGAUAUUAGCUUAAGGCCAGCUUCUGCCCGUGACUGUGGUCCAUGGUUCAUUCACUUAAUAUCCAAUAUACCUAAGCUGCCCCUGCUGAAAGAACUGGGAAUGCAGCGUUGGACUCUAUCAACAGCAGAACAGCAGCAACUCAACCGACUCUGCAAGGAAAAUAACAUCAGUAUUCACUAUGACUGA
Molecule: messenger RNA, 336 nt
Organism: Staurois parvus
Lineage: Eukaryota; Metazoa; Chordata; Amphibia; Anura; Ranidae
Source: the annotation of a GenBank genome assembly